AUGGUAGGAAAUGACAUUGAUCUCUUUGGGCCUUUCAGAGGACCAGAUGACGGUCGCUAUACGGGAUAUUCGCCUUCCUCUGACGCAUUACUUUCACUCUUUGAGCAUAAAAAAAGCCCUCUGAUAAGUGAACAAUACCACUACGACGAUUCUCCCAUCAGCAACAAUGUCUAUGUAAACUCACAACAUCUGCCACCCGACCCAUAUCCUUCUUGGACGGUCGAGAAGGGCGCUCCACUAACGCAAGAGGAAAUUGAUGGCAUCAUGGUCGACCUCACACGGAAAUUUGGAUUUCAGAGAGAUAACAUGCGCAACCAAUCAGAAGCCUUCUUGACCAUGCUGGACUCCAGAGCAUCCCGAAUGUCCCCUACUUUGGCGUUAACAACUAUUCAUGCCGAUUAUAUUGGAGGAGAGAACGCCAAUUACCGUAAAUGGUAUUUUGCUGCACAACUGGACUUGGAUGAUUACAUGGGUUAUCAUUCAGCGCCCGGCAAGAAUAAGAAGAUCGAUUGCAGCUCGAUGGUGCCACAACCUGAUGCCGCCCAUGUUGAAACCCACGAUUCCCUAGCGAUGGCGGAGCAGCAAUGGAAAGCACGUAUGAGUCGUAUGUCUCAUUUUGAUCGCGCACGCCAGGUGGCACUCUACCUCCUUCUCUGGGGAGAAGCGUCCCAAAUCCGAUUUCUGCCCGAAUGUCUGUGCUUCAUCUACAAAUGUGCUGAGGAUUUUUAUUUGUCACCUGAAUGCCAACAGAUGAUUAAUCCUGUUCCAGAGGGCUACUUCCUUCGUACCAUUGUGUCGCCGCUUUAUCGUUUCAUCCGUGACCAGGGUUAUGAGGUGCAAGGAGGGAAGUAUGUGAAGCGAGAGCGUGAUCACAGCACAGUAAUCGGCUACGAUGAUAUCAAUCAAGCAUUCUGGAGCCCUGAAGGUAUCGAGCGUAUCCGGCUACGGGACAGCAAGCGCCUCGUGGAUAUUCAUAUCACCAAGCGGUGGAAUGCACUAAACCAAGUUGACUGGGAGUCAUCAUUUAGGAAAACAUAUAGUGAGAAGAGGACAUGGCUUCAUUUGGCAGUCAAUUUUACACGUAUCUGGAUCAUCCACCUCGUCGCGUACUGGUACUUCACUGCCUAUAAUGCCCCCUUCCUGUAUAUGGCUGAAGACGCAGACGAACCCGCAGUUCGGUGGACGAUUGUUGCGCUGGGUGGGGCUAUUGCAGCAUUAAUCAUGCUUUUAGGGGUCUUCUGUGAGUUUAUGUUCAUCCCCCUCACUUGGUAUAACUCGGCGAUGCUAAUUCAGCGGCUCAUAUUGCUCAUCCUCGUCUUACUCUUAAAUGCGGCGCCCGCGGUCUAUAUCUGUUUUUUUAAUCGCAGGGGUAGUGUUGCUGAGAUUGUUGGCAUCAUACACUUUGCAGUGUCAUUGAUCACGACUCUUGUUUUUGCAAUUGUUCCAUCCAAUCGGCUCUUUGGCAGCUCCUCCAAGUCAUCCCGAAGAAACUUAGCAUCUCAAGCGUUCACUGCGUCGUAUCCAAAACUCAAAGGCUCUGAUCGUGCGCUCUCCAUCAUCCUCUGGUGCCUUAUCUUCGGCUGCAAGCUAGCAGAGUCAUAUUUUUUCCUUGCUCGCUCCUUCAAGGACCCUUUGAAAGCCCUAUAUGCAGAGCGUAUUCCCAAUUGCCAAGAUAAAUACUUGGGAGGAGCACUGUGCUCCAUCAUGCCUGCCUUCACUGUGGCUAUAAUGUUCGCGGUAGAUCUAGUGCUCUUUUUCCUCGAUACCUAUCUCUGGUAUGUUAUCUGGAAUACUAUCUUUUCUGUCUCCCUAUCCUUCAAGCUCGGUGUUUCGGUUUGGACUCCGUGGCGCAACACAUUCUCUCGCUUGCCAAAGCGUAUCUAUGCUAAAAUACUCGCUACCGCAGACAUGGAUAUCAAAUACAAGCCCAAGACUCUUUGCUCACAGGUCUGGAACGCCAUUAUCAUCUCUAUGUACCGUGAGCAUCUGUUGUCUAUCGAGCAUGUCCAGCGCCUGCUCUACCAGCAAGUUCCGUCAGAAAAUGGAAAUAAGACGAUACUCAGGACGCCGAUGUUUUUUGCAGCUCAAGAAGACUCGUCGAUCAAAGCUGAGUUCUACCCACAUUGUUCGGAAGCUGAGCGUCGUAUCAACUUUUUCGCUCACUCCCUGUCGACGGCUAUUCCUGAGCCUCUUCCCGUCGAAGAGAUGCCCACAUUUACAGUCCUAGUUCCUCAUUAUUCCGAGAAGACCCUUCUCUCGCUUAAAGAGAUUAUUAGGGAAGAAGAUCAGCAUACACGUGUGACACUUCUAGAAUACCUUAAACAGUUACAUCCUGUUGAGUGGGAUAACUUUGUGAGAGAUACUAAGAUUCUAGUUGAGGAGUCGUCCAUGUAUAACGCUGCUAGUAGUCUCGGGCUGUCUGGCACUGAAGGCGAUAAAGAAAACCACCAUGAUAUGCAAAAGCCCAACAACAACAACGACGACCUACCAUUUUAUAGUAUUGGGUUCAAGUCUGCCACGCCCGAGUUCACUUUUCGCACUCGAAUUUGGGCAUCACUUCGUGCACAAACCCUGUACCGUACGGUUUCUGGGUUUAUGAACUAUUCAAAGGCGAUCAAGCUUCUUUACCGUAUCGAGAACCCUGAAAUUGUACAGCAAUUCGGUGGUAAUGGUGAUCGCUUGGAGCGCGAACUUGAGAAGCUCUCUCAGCAAAAAUUCAAGUUUAUUGUUUCAAUGCAACGAUAUACCAAAUUCAGCAAAGAGGAAGCUGAGAACGCUGAAUUCCUGCUUCAGACUUAUCCCCAGUUACAGAUCGCAUACCUUGAUGAACGUCCAUCUGAGGUUGAGGGAGAAGAGCCUAUUGUGUACUCUGUGUUGAUUGAUGGGAAGUGCGAGCUCAUGCCUGACGGUAAACGCAAGCCACGCUUCCGACUAAGACUUCCAGGCAAUCCUAUUCUAGGCGAUGGAAAAUCUGACAAUCAAAACCACGCCAUCAUUUUCGCACGCGGUGAAUACAUUCAGUUGGUCGAUGCCAAUCAAGACAACUAUUUGGAAGAGGCUCUCAAGAUCCGCAGCGUCUUAGGAGAGUUUGAGCAGAUGCAUAUGCCAGAAGUUUCACCAUACUCGCCGCAGGUCACAUCGAAAGAUAUCCCUGAGCCUGUCGCGAUCGUUGGUGCUCGUGAAUACAUUUUUUCGGAGAAUAUUGGCGUCCUCGGGGAUGUUGCUGCUGGAAAGGAGCAGACUUUUGGGACCUUGACUCAGCGUAUGAUGGCUAAAAUUGGUGGGAAGCUUCACUACGGUCAUCCUGAUUUCUUGAACUUUAUCUUCAUGACGACUCGCGGAGGCGUUAGUAAGGCACAGAAGGGCCUUCACCUGAACGAGGAUAUCUAUGCUGGAAUGACUGCAUUCCAACGCGGUGGUAGGAUCAAACAUACCGAAUACUACCAGUGCGGUAAAGGACGCGACCUUGGCUUUGGCUCAAUUCUAAAUUUUAACACUAAAAUCGGCACGGGCAUGGGAGAACAGAUGUUGUCGCGUGAAUACUAUUACCUUGGAACACAAUUACCUUUGGAUCGUUUCCUGACAUUCUACUAUGCACACCCUGGAUUUCAUAUCAACAACAUCUUUAUCAUGCUUGCUGUCCAGCUGUUUAUGCUUUCGAUGCUAUUUGUUGGCUCCGUGUCAUCGUCGGUUGAGGUUUGUGCUGACAUUGCGCAGGCUGGGUGUGUCAACUUAGUGCCUGUAUAUGACUGGAUCAAGCGCUGUGUCCUCUCGAUCUUCAUUAUAUUCUUUGUCGCAUUUUUGCCCUUGUUCUUACAAGAGCUCAUGGAGCGCGGCUUUACCAGAAGCUUAGUUCGGCUUGGCAAGCAUUUCAUGUCCUUUUCGCCCAUGUUCGAGGUUUUCGUAACUCAAAUAUACGCAAACUCUAUUCUGACCAACCUAUCCUUCGGCGGUGCUCGUUACAUCGCCACUGGCCGAGGUUUCGCAACAACGAGAGCCCCGUUUUCGCUCUUGUAUUCAAGGUUUGCUGGGCCUUCGCUCUACGUGGGGAUGAGGCUUUUAUUGAUGCUGAUCUUUGCAUCGUUGACCAUGUGGGUCCCUCAUUUAUUGUACUUUUGGGUCUCAGUGUUGGCUCUCGUGAUCUCGCCUUUCCUCUUUAAUCCGCAUCAGUUCUCUUUUACAGAAUUCCUGCUGGACUACCGUGAGUUCCUGAGAUGGCUAUCGAGAGGGAACUCACGGACGCAUGUAUCAUCCUGGAUCUCGUAUUGCCGCACCAUGCGAACUCGUAUCACAGGAUACAAACGUAAGCGCUUAGGUCACCCUUCAGAGAAAUUUGGAGGCGACAUCCCCAAAGCCAGGUUUGGGGUCAUUCUUGUUUCUGAAAUUAUCCUUCCACUUGCCCAACUCGCCAUUUGCGUGGUCUGCUAUAUGUUUGUCCGGUCAUUCCCUGCUGGCGUCAAUAGCAAUGGAGGGGCUAUUUACGUCAGUGGACUACUUCGCGUUGCAGUCUUUGCCCUAGGCCCUGUUGUGGUCAACGCCACAGUCCUGGCAGGCCUCUUCUUCAUCUCUCUUCUUCUGGGCCCCCUGGUAAAUAUGUGUUGUAUCAAGUUUGGAGCUGUGAUGGCGGCUAUAGCCCAUGGCAUCGCAGUCUUGACCUUGCUCGGCUCAUUUGAGGCGCUUUGGGCGCUUGAGUCAUGGAACGGAUCGCAUGCAGUCUUGGGCAUCAUCGCUGCCAUUUCAGUUCAGCGCUUUGUGUUCAAAGUAUUGAUCACAAUCUUCUUGACACGAGAGUUUAAGCAUGAUGAAACGAAUCGGGCGUGGUGGACAGGUAAAUGGCAUGGCCGAGGAUUGGGGACGCAUGCUAUAUCUCAGCCGUUACGGGAGUAUGUGUGCAAGAUCAUUGAAAUGUCUAUGUUCGCUUGCGACUUUAUUAUGGGUCACGUCAUCCUCUUCUUACUAUUUCCGAUUUGUUUAAUUCCCUGGAUUGAUCGAUGGCACUCUACCAUGCUAUUCUGGCUGCGCCCGAGCAAACAGAUCCGCCCUCCGAUCUUUUCUUCAAGGCUCCGAGCACAGCGUCGGGCUGUGUCGUGGACGUAUGGCGUACUCUUUAUCUUGUUAAUGGCCGUCUUCGUCAUGUUGAUUGUUACACCCUUGAUGUUUCCUCAGUACAUGCCCCAGGAUAUUGGACAAACAAUCCCCAUUUGA
Lobosporangium transversale is the source of this 5205-nucleotide messenger RNA. RefSeq names its product glucan synthase. The record is from RefSeq and is a predicted model, not a curated record. Gene Ontology annotation, biological process: (1->3)-beta-D-glucan biosynthetic process; fungal-type cell wall polysaccharide biosynthetic process. Gene Ontology annotation, molecular function: 1,3-beta-D-glucan synthase activity. NCBI's taxonomy places the organism in Eukaryota, Fungi, Mortierellomycota, Mortierellomycetes, Mortierellales, Mortierellaceae. The coding region runs from base 1 to 5205 and encodes 1734 amino acids. Gene Ontology annotation, cellular component: 1,3-beta-D-glucan synthase complex; plasma membrane. The transcript is spliced from 2 exons.